Acromyrmex echinatior (Panamanian leafcutter ant) is the source of this 799-nucleotide messenger RNA. It is a transcript of the gene lmgA, whose product is annotated as anaphase promoting complex subunit lemming A. The record is from RefSeq and is a predicted model, not a curated record. Gene Ontology annotation, biological process: anaphase-promoting complex-dependent catabolic process. Gene Ontology annotation, molecular function: cullin family protein binding; zinc ion binding; ubiquitin protein ligase activity. Gene Ontology annotation, cellular component: anaphase-promoting complex. NCBI's taxonomy places the organism in Eukaryota, Metazoa, Arthropoda, Insecta, Hymenoptera, Formicidae.
GACAGAAACUCGCAACGCAAUGGGCGGCCACGUCGGGCCCGCCGACUCCGUCCGGCCAACGCGCGCGCGUUUACUCCGCUCCGCUAGUGAACGUUACCCGGCGUUGCGCGGGUCCUCUCGCAUCACCGUACGACGAAAGCCACCAGCGACCGUUCCCUCCUUCUCCUCCUUCACCACCUCCGCCUCCUCCUCGCCGCCCGCUCUCGCUGCUGACCGUGUCGUUGCGACGCUGUACGGGACGUACGACGUACGGAUGCCGUGCCGUGCCGUGCCGUACCGUGCCGUGGCCGUCCAGCGGCGCCGCGCUCCUCCGCUCGCGAGUCGCGAUGAGCCGCUUCUUGCUUGCAAUACUUGCGACAGGAGUCAGCAGUCACGACUCGCGUUUCGUUUCUACUCGGUUGCCACUGUCGCGCCGCGUUACGAACAUCGAUGGAAACCGACGGCAUGCUUUCUCAUCUAUAAAACUAGAAUUUUAUUCUUAAAAUCGACGCGAAUCGUCUGAAGUGAGCUUCAGAGCUCCGCACGAGAAUCGAACGUCGAAUCGCGAUUUGAAAAUCUUAAGAUGGCGCAGCCCUGUUUAUCGUUAUCGUGUUUCUCUGUCAGCUGCAGCAGCUGCAGUCAGUUGAGCAUUCCACCACGAUAUAUAAACGCAUAAUUUUACCUAAAUGUAUUUUCACUGAAAUCACGUUAUCGGAGAAUAGCAGAGAAUUCGCAGAAAAGUCGUUCAAGUUGCAUCGGCAUUGCGUUUAUUACUCGAGAGAACGAUCCUGACUUUUCGAGAUGAAGGUGACGAUAAAGA